Eimeria mitis is the source of this 1182-nucleotide messenger RNA. RefSeq lists its product as uncharacterized. The record is from RefSeq and is a predicted model, not a curated record. The transcript has 14 exons. The coding region runs from base 1 to 1182 and encodes 393 amino acids. NCBI's taxonomy places the organism in Eukaryota, Apicomplexa, Conoidasida, Eucoccidiorida, Eimeriidae.
AUGGAUUUGAAGGGAGACCCAGGAGAGAAGGGAGCGCAAAGUAGCGCCUUGGCUCCCCAAGCGCAUCCGCCUAACCUGUUUCGCCAUGCUGGCCACGGAGACGGCGAUUUGAUGUCGACGACUCUUGCGGCUUACGAGGGCCCAGGAAUGGAGAACAAUUCCAACGUUUUCGGAGGUGAUGUCAAGCUGAGCAAGGGGAUUUUCACCAGCGCACGCGCCCGCGCAUUGUGGGUUGGUAUCGCAGCCACACUGGCCAUAUCGGCGAUAGUGUUCCUGUUACGGCAGUGCUCGGCUGGCCUGCGCACACCGCAAGGGAAUGUAACUCGGCGGCUCGCAAAAGCACCGCCGAAAUCUUAUAGGCCUGAAUGCUGGCCGGCUGAGGACACAGAGACUGCGGAAGAAAUAAUGACCAGAACAAAGCAAUGGUUGCUUUCAGACCAACUAAAAGAUACAACAUUCAAGACUAGCAAGUUUGUAGUGUAUCUGGUGGUUGACCAGCAGUGCACCGAACCAGAUCCAGCCCUCGCUGCGGCUAUUGGAGGCCUGAAAGAUGAAGUGGCUGCACGGCUUCCGCUUGUUGAGGCGGGUUCUCCGAUCGAGUUGGAGCAAACAAUUACCCACAGUCAAACGCUGAAAAGGCUUUCCGUUUGGAUUCAAAUUCGACUUGCGGAGGAGAGAGAGAUCCAUAUUGACACAUCGGCUGUUCACGAAUGGGCCACAAACUUUUUGGUAAACACAACAGAGAAAAAGGCGGUACUACUGAUGGGUACACGACUAUUUAAGCUCAAAUACAGCGGAAAGGUGAGUUUUCACACCGCGACAGCAACGGGGUGGACGUACACCGUGGUUACUUCGCCAGGUGCGCCUCCAGGAAAGGACAAAGGCGAUGACCGUGCACCAAAAGUUGCUGACCAACUCAACAGACGAUGGUUCCGUGUCGAGGAUGAAAUUUUGAAGUCGGCUCGUCGGGCUGAAAAAUCAGCUUUGGAAGUGUCGGCGACAUUUGAAGGAAAGCACGGCACCUUGCGCCUUAAAAUGCGUUCGGCAACGCCUGAUCCAUGGAAACACCCGUCAGGUGAGCGAAUGACUGAUUCGGCAUUCGGCUCGCUCUUCUUCGCUCCCGCGGACUACCACGGAUACGAGGCUGUCCCUGCCAUCGUUGCCAUUAUCAGGGCCGUCUAA